Molecule: messenger RNA, 1644 nt
Organism: Gastrolobium bilobum
Lineage: Eukaryota; Viridiplantae; Streptophyta; Magnoliopsida; Fabales; Fabaceae
Product: protein PAL OF QUIRKY-like
Exons: 1
Coding region: 187-1446 (419 amino acids)
Molecular function (GO): protein binding
Source: RefSeq, a predicted model, not a curated record
CCCACACCGUCAACAUCUCCCAUAAAACCACACUCUGCUCUUGUUCGCCGUCACGCCGUUUUUCUCUCUCGACACACAAACAACUACUCUCUCGCUCUUCAAUUUCCUCUGAUUUUCAAUGCCUUCCUAGAAACCCUAGUUCCCCAAAUUCCCAAAACCUUUCUCCAAUUUUCGAAAUUCUCGUUCAUGGAGAACUACUCCCAUUCUUCCCACCCGGAUUCCCUCGAUUCCUCACCUCGUUCCCGCGAGGUGGAAAACGAGAACACCUCCUUCGACGAACCCCCUCCCUCCAACACCACCUACAAAGUCAAGCUCGUGUGCAGCUAUGGCGGAAAAAUCCAACCUAGGCCCCACGACAACCAGCUCGCAUACGUCGGCGGCGACACCAAGAUCAUCGCCGUCGAUCGCAACAUCAAAUUCUCUGCAAUCAUGGCCAAGCUCUCUGCGCUCAUCAACGCCGACGUUUGCUUCAAGUACCAACUCCCCGGCGAAGAGCUCGACAACUUGAUCUCCCUCAUCAACGAGGAGGAUCUCGACCACAUGAUGGACGAGUACGAUCGCCUGUGCCGCGCCUCACCUAAGCCAGCAAGACUGAGGUUGUUCCUCUUCCCUCUUAACAAUGCUUCUUCUGCCCCGAAAAUCGAUCUCGAACCCACCGAAUCGAAACCGGAGCAGCAGUGGUUCGUGGAUGCUCUUAACUCCGUGCAGAAUAUUCCGCCUCUAGAAGGUUCUUCUCCACCGCCACCAAUGCAGCCGGCUAAUCCUGAUUUUCUGUUUGGAUUGGAUAACGCGUAUCCCGCGGUUCCGGCGGCGAAAGCGCAGGAAUUUGCGGAAACUGUUCCGACUGUUCCGGAAAUUGCGGCGGGAUCGGAGUGCGGGUCCGAGGAUCCGCAAGCGGUUAGAGAACCGGAGAUCCAAGAGCAACAGUGGUUGCAGAAUGGGAACAACGAGCAACUUCUGCAACGGAAAAUCGAGGAAGAGAAUAGCAGAGUUUACGGCGUGGACUGUUACCCUCAGAAAAAUCCGGAGAAUGUGGCGCCGUUAAUGGCACAUGCACAUGCACAUGCUCAUGCUCAUGCUCAUGCUCAAGUCAACUCCGGUCCGCUUACUGUUCCUGGACCGGUAUCGGUCCAGGCAUCCUUUUUGCAGGAAAGGCAUAACCAGGGAGGUGGCUAUUCCGAGCAGCAGCCGGUUUAUCUCAUCCAAACACCUUCUGGUAUGUACCAAGCCGUGCGGCCCGUGACUGGACCAAUGGGUCAACCGGUGUAUCUCAUUCAAACACCGGUUUCGCUUUCGCACUCGCAUUCAGCUAACAAUAUUGCUUACAAUGGUUCAGAGGUUGGGGGAAUGUCUGAGCGUGGAUAUUCGCAGGUUGCGUACUUACCUGAAAGGUCUGGUUUGCGGCGACAGGCUGCGGCGGCGCCCGGCGGUGAAGGCUGGAAUUGAGCAGAGGCAAGGGUGCUGGGAGAUUGUUGCUAGGGUUUAUUUUUCUGUUGUCUGCGUGCGUGAUCCUGGAUAUAAGUCUUUUUGAUUUUGAUUUCUCCUUUUCGUAGCACAAUGCUGGUCGUUUUUGGUUUUUCUUUUGCUUUAUUUUGGUAUAUGGGUAUGGACAUUGUUUAUUUGUGCAUAGGUGCAUUCAUACUU